AUGUCGUCCCAACCGACGAUCACCCAGCUAAAAGAGCGCUUCAUCACAAGCCAGACCCUCCGCCUGGCCACGCCGGUCACGCCUUCGGCAGCCUUCGUCGCCGCCAACGCCCGCUCCGAAUCGGCCCUCGACCCACGACAGCUCGACACCGUCUCCUCCGUCCUCGAGGGUCUGAUACAAGACCACUGCCGUCGCGUCUUUGCCCCUCAGGCCAACCGUGCACUCGCCGAGCAGAUAAGCGACAGCUACUCGAGCGAGGCGGAGCGUCGACUACGCGGGCUGGAUGCCGAUGCCGAUGGCAUUAGCAAGGAGAUCGACUUGGUCGAUCAGGAUGCCAUAGAUGCGCUGCCGAGAACAUGGCUCUCCGACCGAGCAAUCGACCAGCAUCCGGAAGAAGCGCAGCGCUACGCAGAGACGGUGGAAAGGCUAGCGUCGCUCAACCAUCAGCGCAGAGACCUACGACGGCGCGUCGACCGCCUGAGACGUAUGCGUGACACCGUGGCCCCCCUGAAGACGGGCGAGGCCGGUGCGGGGGUCCAGGAGAAUAUCGUCACGCGCAACGGCCAGGUCGAGAAGGAGUUGGAGAAGAUGCGCAUGCUGCUGGUGCGUGUGACGGGCCGCGUCGGCGGCCUGCCCGAUUCAUCUGGUCGAGGUAGGGAUCGGGACGAUGAUGAGGAUGUGAAACCCCUCAAUGAGGUCAGGAAGAGGACUAUCGACGACUUCUUGGCCGAUGCCAGGGUGUUUCCUCACCAGCGGGAGCGUGGACUCUGA
Molecule: messenger RNA, 771 nt
Organism: Geosmithia morbida
Lineage: Eukaryota; Fungi; Ascomycota; Sordariomycetes; Hypocreales; Bionectriaceae
Exons: 2
Coding region: 1-771 (256 amino acids)
Cellular component (GO): Mis6-Sim4 complex
Source: RefSeq, a predicted model, not a curated record